This is a messenger RNA of Gasterosteus aculeatus aculeatus (three-spined stickleback), 3832 nucleotides long. NCBI's taxonomy places the organism in Eukaryota, Metazoa, Chordata, Actinopteri, Perciformes, Gasterosteidae. The record is from RefSeq and is a predicted model, not a curated record.
GCUUUGUUUUUGUCAUCAGCUCCCCCUCCUUUUCAUUUUCUCGUCACCUCCUCCCAUCAUGAUUCGUUUUUCUUUCCUUCACGUCUUACAUCCCCUACUCCAUGUUCCCCAACUAUCUCCUUUCUUUCUCUUUCGUUCAUCCCCAGUUCCUUGACAACCUUUUACUUCACUACGUCCUCUUCCUUCUUCCUUCAUUACUCCCUUACAUCCUUCUGCGCCUCAUUUCUUUCCAUUUCGGUGUGUGUUGCUGCAGCCCUUAUUUAGCAUCAUGUGUCCUGGUUAUGCUACACUUCAGUAGUGCAACCACUCAGCAAUAACACACACACACACACACACACACAAGCUGCUGAGUAAAGACAUCCUUAUGGGAAUGACGACGACGACGACGUCCGGCUCUUGCUCCUGACUGGGAGGCACCUCAAACAUUGAAUUUGUCAGAUUAGAAGAGCACGAUGUUGGAGCUUAGAUUGAGAACACAAUCCGCCUCAGAUUGAAGGAAAACGACGUCCGAAGUGGUGACCCCAACUUUCUGACCCCCUGCUCCUCCUACCCUCCCCAUCCCUCCCCAUCCCUCCCCCCGUCCGACCCACUGUCCUGAUUGGGUGGUGGUGCUGCCGGCGGUGGAUUGGAGCACUCUGGUUGGAGGCUUUGCGAGGUGGUUUUUCGGUCUGGCGCCGCCUCCCCCCGGGGCCGGCGUGCGCUCCCAGCAGCCCGUGGUGCCCUGCGCCCCCCCCUCCCCGUCACUGCACACCAGAGCCCAUGCCCAAGGAGGAGGCGCGGUGCGUCCGCCAGGAGCCAUGUGCCUCCCUCACACCAACAUCAUGGACAACAAGUUACAGGGGGUGGGCCAGGGGGGAGGGGCUACACUUCGAUCGCGGGCAGGCGGCGUCCCGCUGGAGCCCUUUGUGCACCAGGUGGGAGGUCACACCAGCAUGAUGCGCUAUGAUGACCACACGGUGUGCAAGCCUCUGAUCAGCAGAGAGCAGCGCUUCUACGAGUCUCUGCCUCCGGACAUGAAGGAGUUCACGCCAGAGUAUAAAGGCGUGGUGCUGGUGUGUUUCGAGGGCGACUCGGACGGCUACAUCAACCUGGUGGCGUACCCCUACGUGGAGAGCAACAUGGAGGGGGGGGCGGCGGAGCACGAGGAGCGCGACCCCCCCGAGCGGGAGCAGCCGAGGAGGAAGCACUCGCGGCGCAGCCUCCACCGCUCCUCGUCAGAGCACAAGGAGGAGCGGCCCGACAGGAGGGAGGCGCACGACGCCGAAGCUUCUGAUACCCUCGCAGAGCUGAAGAGUCCGAGGAUCGACCCGAAGGUCUACUCGGACGUUCCGUUCCAGAUGUUGGACUGGAACAGCGGUUUGAGUUCGGAGCAGAUCAGCCACAACCCCUGGAGCCUCCGAUGCCACAAGCAGCAGCUCAGUCGCAUGAGGUCCGAAUCCAAGGACCGCAAGCUCUUCAAACCAGAGUUUCUGUUGCUGGAGAACGUGGUUCACCACUUCUCGUACCCCUGCAUCCUGGACCUGAAGAUGGGCACCAGGCAGCACGGCGACGACGCCUCCGAGGAGAAGGCAGCCAGGCAGAUGAAGAAAUGUGAACAGAGCACUUCAGCCUCGCUGGGGGUCAGAGUGUGUGGCAUGCAGGUGUACCAGCCCCACACCGGCCACUACCUCUGCAGGAACAAGUACUACGGCCGCGGCCUGUCGAGCGAAGGCUUCCGCCAGGCCCUCCAGCAGUACAUGCACAACGGAAAGGGUCUGAGGCGGGACCUCUUCGAGCCGAUCCUCAGUAAGCUGCGCAGCCUGAAGUCGGUGCUGGAGCGGCAGGCGUCCUACCGCUUCUACUCGUCUUCGCUGCUCAUCAUCUACGAGGGGAAGGAACCCGAGGGCCCUUCAGUCCUCAGCUCUGGGCAGCAUGCAGCCUCGCAUCAGAAGACCCCCGCGGCCCCCGUAGAGCCCCGCCGAGGCCCCGCCCCCCACGCUCCCCCAGCCCCAGGCGCUCCCUGUGAAACGGACAUGAGCCAGAUCCCGGACCCGGGGCCUCCGCCCUCUCAGGGGCCCGGACUGAUGGCUAAGCCCGCCCCCUCCCCUCGACCUCCCCCGCAGGCCCCGCCCUCCAAGUCAGACUGCCACUCCUUCCACUCAUCUCUCCCCUCGCCUCAUCCACGUCCGGACUCCUCCUCCCCGGCUCCCGGCUCAAUUUCCUUUCCGCCGGCUCCUCCUCCUCCUGCUGCUGCACGUCAGCCCCAGCAGCCCCCCAUGGUGGACGUGCGUAUGAUCGACUUCGCCCACUCCACCUUCAAGGGUUUCCGUGGCGACACAGCCGUGCACGACGGACCGGACCGGGGCUACGUGUUCGGACUGGAGAGCCUGGUCCAGAUCCUGGAGAGUCUGCAGGGCGACAACUUGCCGUAGCUCCACAGACACACACACACACACACACACACACACACACACACACACACACACACACACACACAAAGCUUGUUGUUAGUUCAGGUUGUACUCGUUUGGCUGUAAAUACAGAAGAAGGCUAUUCAGGACGUCACCAUGGCAACGUGGUUAUUCUACAGCCAGGUAGUUACUCUGGCAACAUCCAGAAGGUGGAACCAAUGUCUGAAACUUGAAGUGAACUUCCGUCUUGUCCUGUAUUUGUGAGGACCUGCAUUUCAAAGGCACUAACCAUUCAAGUCCCCCGUCUCCCCCAAGUGUAUUUAUCUUGUUUUUACUUCACCUGGAUGUUUGAGCUUUUCUCUGCAGAGUGAGUUUCACACUCAAAGGAUGUUUUUACAUUUGCCUGCUGACGCGUGUGAGUGCGCUCUCUGAUCUGAGUUACAGACCUGAAUAUACGAGCUUGUCGGCUUGUUCAGAUGCCAUAUUUUAUCAAAGACAAAAACAUUGGGACCAGUAGUAGAUUGGAUUUUUGAGCAUUUUAAUGGGGCACUUUUUUCCCUUAGUAUUUCCAAAGCAGGCCAUUUUAGUCUUAAAACGUGUGUUCAAACUCCGAGUUUAAGCGUGAAGUGAAGCUCAAACAUCCUGGUGAAAUAACAAGAGAAUAAGCAAAAACUCCCAUAUGAGUGGAAGCAGCGUUUAAUCAACUUUGAAGGAUGUGACGACCAGCAAAACAUGUCGUCACGCUCACGGUCCCCAAACACAAAUUUAUUCUCUACAAGAAAGAGAUCUCACACACACACACACACACACACACACACAUCCUGGGAACCGUUGUCUGUUGAGCUUUUGGACACCGGGACAGAGCGUCCUCUCUGAAGGUCCCAGGGGCCUCCCACUGAACACUCGCUCAAGCUCCACCCCCCCCCACCUCCUCCUCCUCCUCUAACGAAAACCAAACCCGGACAGGUGAACAUGACUCUUGGAGCGUUACCUUGGCAACGCGCUCAGAAACACAUCCAAGCAUCUGUUAAAGCAAUAGACGGUGACCUUUUUCUGUUUUUCGGCAGGUCAGAGGUCGUCUCCGCCCACACGGAGAACGCCUAUAAAGUGCAACGUAGAAGUAGGCUCUGAGGAGGAGAUGUAGAUGAAUUACCGACACAACGCUGUGUGUCCUUUUUUAGGGGCUUAUUUCAAAAACGUUAGUAGUCGAUGUCCUGUUAAAGCAUCCUCUGGGUUAUUGUGUAAAGCUCAAGUGUCCAGAAUCUGGUCCUCUGAUAUUUUUUAUUAUUGUCAACAAAUCCCAUAUAAAAAAGAGAGCUCAAUCCAAUACUGUAAACAAGUAAUAUCUGUGUAUCCAGAGCCUGAUAUGUCUUCUUCCUCUGUGCCAUAGAGCUCCAUCAGUGUCCAGAAAUAUUAAAAACACAGCAAUAUGUUGCCUUGGG